CCGGGUGUGCGCGUCACCGCCGGCGCAGGCGUCGACUGGCCACCACAUUUAAACUUCACAACAAACCUUUACCAGUUAAGACUAUCAAGAUUUCUUUUAAUUUUCGUCGUCAUUAAGAAUCCUUCAGCAUGGGAAGUGAUGACGGCAGCAGCAGCAAAGUGAUUCCGGUGAAGGUAGCAGUGCGGGUGCGACCUCUCAAUGGUAGAGAGACACGUGAAGGGUGUCAGGAGUGUCUCGAUGUCACAAAUGGAUCUCCUCAGGUUGUGGUGCGGGGAACAGAAAAGGCCUUCACUUUUGAUUUUGCAUAUUCAAAUGACUGUUCCCAAGCCUAUAUUUAUGAAACUGCUGUGAAGAAUGUAGUUACUAAUUUAUUUAAAGGUUAUAAUGUGACAGUAGUGGCUUAUGGGCAGACAGGGUCAGGCAAGACCCACACUAUGGGAACAGCUUAUACAGAGGGUGAAAUUCCUCACAAUGAGGCAGGUAUCAUCCCAAGAGCUGUGCGAGAUAUUUUUGAUGGGGUGGGAAACCAAACAGAAUGUGAAUUUAUGGUGAAGGUAUCUUUUAUUGAGCUGUACAAAGAGAACCUGUUUGACCUUUUGAGUACCAAAAACAGAGACGAAUGUUCUGUUGACAUCAGAGAGGAUCCAAGGGGAGGCAUUAAAAUUGUUGGACUCUCAGAGAUCCCAGUUGCCACUCUGGAUGAAACUAUGAAAUGUCUGGAGCAGGGUGCAUUGAAUAGAGCAACAGGUGCUACUGCAAUGAAUGCCCACUCCAGUCGCUCACAUGCAAUAUUUUCACUGCACAUUCAACAAAGGAAUAAAAAGGAAGGGGAAAGUAUUACUUGUUCCAAGUUCCACAUGGUUGACUUGGCUGGCAGUGAACGAGCCAAAAAGACUGGAGCCACUGGGGAGAGGUUCAAGGAGGGUGUCAACAUCAACAAAGGUCUGCUAGCACUUGGUAAUGUCAUAUCUGCCCUCUGUGAAGAAGGAGGCAGAGGUCAUAUUCCCUACAGAGACUCCAAACUUACCAGAUUAUUACAAGAUUCCUUGGGUGGCAAUUCUCACACGGUGAUGAUAGCAUGUGUAUCUCCUGCUGAUAGUAACCUGGAGGAGACACUCAGUACACUGCGCUAUGCUGACCGUGCUCGCAAGAUUAAGAAUAAACCCAUUGUUAACAGGGACCCUCAAGCUGCUGAACUGGCUAGGUUAAGGCAGCAGGUUCAACAAUUACAAGUACAGCUGCUAUCAUCAAACAGUCACAGUGGAGGGAUAAGAGUAGCAUCAGCUGAUGAGAUAAAUGCCCUUUUGGAUCAGAACCGGCUCUUACAAGAUGAGAAUGAGAAACUGGCUCGAGCGCUACACACGGCUCUUGAUGAGAAUACAAGCAUGGCUGAAAAGGCCUUGUUGGCUGAAAUGUCUCAAGACCGCUUGAAGAUGAAGUUAGAAGAGCUGAGAGCCCAGACUGGAAAUACAGUCGAGGUCCUCAACAAAACAUUUGAUGUAACUUGUAACCCAAAGUAUGAGGAUCAGAUCAACCUGGUAAAGGAAUUACAAUCAAAGAUCAUUGAAUUACAAGGUGAACAGCGUAAAGGGGAGAAAGCCAUAAUGGACCAUGAGCUUUCACGUCACAACAUCUCCACCAAUACUUUAAUGAUAUCCAGUGAUGAAACGACCUCCUCCACCUUCAUCACCCAAGAUGUGAAAUGCGGAGAGAAUACAACUGAGUCGGUUGAUGAACUUUCUAAGCAGUUUGGAACAGAAUAUACCCUUCGUCAGGCUAAACUAAAUGAAGAAUUGCAGGACCUGAAUAAAGCCUUGGCAAUGAAAGAGGAACUGAUGAGCAAGAUGACAGUUAAUGAUACACACUUCUUGGCAAUGAAGGCCACCUAUGAGAAAGAGAAGAAGGACUUGGAGACUCACAUUGAUCUCUUGUCAAAAGAGAAAGAUGAGCUUACGCAACAGCUGAAAGUUGUCUCUCACAGCUCUGCAGGAAACAAGGUCUCGGAACAACGUCGCAAGAGGGUUCAAGAACUAGAAACCCAGAUUACAGACCUAAAAAAGAAGCAGAAAGAGCAAGCAAAGCUACUUCGCUUGAAGGACCAGUCAGAACAAAAGGUCAACAAACUCAAUUCUGAAAUUCAGAGUAUGAAGGCAACACGAGUAAAGCUCAUCCGUCAGAUGAAGGAGGACAAUGAAAAGUUCAGAGUAUGGAAAGCACAGAAGGACAGAGAAGUUGCCAAAUUGAAAGAAGCAGACCGACGGAAAGAAUAUCAGAUUGUCAAAAUGGAGCGUCUACACUCCAAGCAACAAAAUGUACUCAGGCGGAAAAUGGAGGAGGCUGUUGCUAUUAACAAGAGACUGAAAGAUGCAAUGGCACUACAGAAGGCUGGUGCUGAGAAGAGAGCAGCAUCACGAGACCCUGGGGGUGCUGGAAAUCGUAUUAGGUCCUGGCUGGAAGGAGAACUUGAGGUUGUAUCAGUGAAGAAACAAGCCAAGCAGUCUCUGAAAAAUCUUGUGGAGGACCGUAAAACCAUAUCAGACCAGAUUAAUUCAACCAAGGCACAAAUGAAGAAGGGAGAUCUGUCUCCAGAAAUGUUGUCAGAAUUUUGGAAAAAAAUUGGUGACUUGGAUAAUGACCUUCAAUUGCGAUCAGCUCAGAUUAAUGAUCUACAGACCAAGAUUGUAGAUGGUGACGAAGAUGCUUCAAGCAAGAAAAGGUUUGAUUCCAUUCAAAGUAUGAUUGAAGCAAAGUGUGCUCUGCAUUUACUCUUUGACGUAGCAACCAGUAAUCACGUAAACACAGCAGCACGGGAAGCUGACCUUAAAGAUCUUCAGUCACAGUAUGAUGAAGUGGCUAACACUCUAGAAGAAAUGGAAGCAGAGUUGAAGACAUUAAAAGAGAAUCACCAAGCAGAGUUAACACGCACGGGACGGCAGCAUGAAGAGAAGGUGCUCUUCCUUCUUGGUCAUAUGCCUAAAGUAGAGCAUGAAGUGGUAGAAAAUGAAGAUGCUCAUAGUAUUGCACUAAGGGAGAGGCUACAAUUUCAAGAAGAUGAAAUUGCCCGCCUUUCCACAUUGCACGAAGAACUUGAAGCCAAGCGAGAAGAGUGUGAGACACUAAAGAAGGAGCUGGCUAAUGCAAAGGUUGCUGGAAGCAGUCAGGUAGUUUACAAUCCCACCGUUGCAAACAAUGAUCGUCGCCGUACAUAUGUGAAGACCAAACCCACCAAGAAAGUGGAGUUGGUAGAAGAACCUCUCUUUGAGUCUGAGGAAGAUUCUGAUGGAGGAGACACUAAGGAUGAUCCAGACUGGCGUAAAACACCACUAUUUAGAAGGAUAAGACAAUUGACUCACAAUGUCAGAUCGUUUGAAGAUGCAAAUGAGGAGAAUGAAGAAGAAAUUCUAGGGAAGAAAGAUAAAAAAAAUGCAACAAAGCGAGACUCCGAUGGGGAAGUGAAAUGUGGAUGCAAGGGAGACUGCUCGAAAAAAAUUUGUGCCUGUCGUAAAAAUUCAAAUGCUUGUGGCUUGAAAUGUAAAUGCAAUGUAAUCAAGUGCAAAAAUCGGUCAACUCCAGAUAGCAGUAUCUCUGAUGUUAGUAAGGGUGACACCUUGCUAAACUCAACAUUUGACAUCACAGCGCUUCCUCUUCAAGAAAGCAAUAUUAACAAGAGACCUAGAUUACAAGUCACAUCAUCUCUUCUAGACACUUCAUCACACUCUGAAAGUGACAGUCCAGAUUUUCUGCCAAAGUUUAAGAUUGACUACUCGGAGUCUCCUUCCUUAUUCUAAAAUAACCUUUUCCAUUCUUGCUGUAUCUGUACUUUGGAUCUGUGGUAAUAUAAAGAAGAUUAAUCACUCAGAUACUAUUUUGGGUCAUUUACUCUUUUGAUGUAGGACCUGGGAUGAAAAUGUUCAAAAAAUUGGAAGAACAGAGUAAAAGAUGGACUAACAAGAGGCAUCAUUGUGUAGAAUAUAAUUUCUGAGAUCCUCAAGUUCAUUGUUUUAUACUGAGGACAUUAAUCCCCUCGGUUACAUAAAUACUGUAGGAGUUUGGUUUAAAAUCUGUUUAUAAAAUUUAUGCUGUAGUGUUAAUAUUACUGGACACUGUUGCAAACUUUGUCCAUUUUUAUUUUAUUGUAUAUUAAAGAUAACAUUAACUUAUAUUUGGGUGUAUUUUUCUUUAUAUACUACACUAAAUUCAGAUUUGUUUGUUGAGUGCAAAAGAAUAACUCUUGCACUCACCUUAUCAUAUCAUAUUUCCAUUGGUAUAUUGUUUGGAGGAGACAGUUAGCACCAGAUAUAACAUAUGGAAUUGAACCAAAAUUUCUGGAGAUACUAUUUUCAUAAUACUGAACACGAAAAUGGAAACGAGAAUGCACACUUACCUACCUUACAUCACCUAACUUCAUAACCUGUACACUGUCAUUUCGAUUUUCUUACUUAAUAUCAUCCAAACAACAUGCAGUAUUGAGAAAAAAUUAACAAAUUCAAUCUAAUGAAAAUUGGAACAAACACUUCAUGAAAACAUCAUUAGUCUCUUGACAUGUAAACAAAGACUGUGGAUGCUCCCAUAUAGUAGAUGAAGUGAACCAAAACUGGUUGCCAUGGGAGAUCCCACGGAACCAUAAUUAUGGUAAAUAUUUUAUUUCUUUGCCUACAAAGCACAUAGAGACAUGAAAUUACUGCUAUAUGAUCAGUGUUAGCAGUCUCUUUACCACGUUAAUUCCCUCUUCUUUUAUGCCAUGCCCACUAACAAGUAAUUUAGGAUCGAAGGAUGGGCUAAAAAUAAAAUAAAAUACUGCAAUGAUUUUGUUUCAAUUUUAUGACUCGGUAUCAUCCAAAGAACAACUGUAGAAAAUAUGAACGAAACAUAUAAACAUGUUCAGGUGUUAACCGUCUGCUCCACCUUUACCUAUUGUUUUAAAUGUCAUAUUUAUAAGUAAAACUGUUUAUAGAAAAAAUCAUUCCAUGAAGUUCUGCAUUUGGUAUUAGCAAGAGUAAUUAUUUAUAAGUAAAACUGUUUAUAGAAAAAAUAAUUACAUGAAGUUCAGCAUUUGUUAUUAGCAAGAGUAAUUCGGUUGAAUACUGAAGGGCUUUGAAUACAGUACUGUACAGUACUAGGACAAAGCCCUAUGUUACAAUACAGCAUGCCCUUAAAAUUUGUGGGGGGUUUGGUUCUCAAAAUGGCCACAAAUGCCAAAGCCGCAAAUAUCAUUUGCUGGGGGGGCAUUUUUACUCGUGUUCAAAGAAAUCUAUAUUCCCCUUGUGUGUUUGCCCUAAGGACAACUAUUUCCUUUACCUGUACUGUAUAUGUGUGUGCCACACACACACACACACACAAAUAAAGAAUAAUGGGUAAAUCCUCUCUUAGAUAAUUGGAAACGAGACAACAAAAUGUAUCAAAAUUUAAAAAAAAAAUGCGAGAGUCUACCCUCAAGUUAAC
Molecule: messenger RNA, 5442 nt
Organism: Homarus americanus (American lobster)
Lineage: Eukaryota; Metazoa; Arthropoda; Malacostraca; Decapoda; Nephropidae
Product: chromosome-associated kinesin KIF4A-like
Exons: 26
Coding region: 129-3788 (1219 amino acids)
Biological process (GO): microtubule-based movement; mitotic spindle organization
Molecular function (GO): microtubule binding; ATP binding; microtubule motor activity
Source: RefSeq, a predicted model, not a curated record